Macrosiphum euphorbiae (potato aphid) is the source of this 465-nucleotide messenger RNA. NCBI's taxonomy places the organism in Eukaryota, Metazoa, Arthropoda, Insecta, Hemiptera, Aphididae. The record is from the annotation of a GenBank genome assembly.
AUGGCCGCCACGAGGAGACUUCAAAAAGAACUAGCAGAUAUCCGUGAUUCUGGACUUAAGUCAUUCCGCGAUAUUCAAGUUGAUGAAACAAACAUAUUAGCUUGGCAAGGACUGAUUUUACCUGAAAAUCCCCCAUAUAAUAAAGGGGCAUUUAGAAUAGAAAUUAAUUUUCCUGCCGAGUACCCAUUUAAACCGCCCAAAAUCAAUUUCAAAACUAAAAUUUAUCAUCCCAACAUUGACGAAAAGGGCCAGGUUUGUUUGCCAAUCAUAAGCGCUGAAAAUUGGAAACCCGCCACCAAGGCUGAUCAAGUUAUUCAAGCUUUAAUAGCCCUAGUCAAUGAUCCUGAACCAGAACAUCCUCUACGUGCUGAGUUGGCAGAAGAAUACUUGAAAGAUCGUAAAAAGUUUUUUAAAAAUGCUGAAGAUUAUGCCAAAAAAUUUGGUGAAAAAAGACCAUCUGAUUAG